Messenger RNA from Colletotrichum truncatum, 615 nucleotides. RefSeq names its product minor allergen alt a 7. NCBI's taxonomy places the organism in Eukaryota, Fungi, Ascomycota, Sordariomycetes, Glomerellales, Glomerellaceae. The record is from RefSeq and is a predicted model, not a curated record. Gene Ontology annotation, cellular component: membrane. Gene Ontology annotation, molecular function: FMN binding; NAD(P)H dehydrogenase (quinone) activity.
AUGGCUCCCAAGAUUGCCAUCGUCUACUACUCGAUGUACGGCCACAUCCGUACCUUGGCCGAGGCCGAGAAGGCCGGUAUCGAGAAGGCCGGCGGUACUGCCGACCUCUUCCAGGUCGCUGAGACUCUCCCUCAGGAGGUCCUCACCAAGAUGGGCGCUCCCCCCAAGCCCACCGACAUCCCCGUCCUCGAGGACCCCUCUACCCUCGAGUCUUACGAUGCCUUCCUGAUCGGUAUCCCCACCAGAUACGGUAACUUCCCUACCCAGUGGAAGGCCUUCUGGGACAAGACUGGCAAGCAGUGGAGCACCGGUGGCUUCUGGGGUAAGCUCGCUGGUCUCUUCAUCUCUACCGCCUCCCUCGGCGGUGGCCAGGAGUCGACCGCCAUCGCCGCCAUGUCCACCUUUGCCCACCACGGCAUCAUCUACGUCCCCUUCGGCUACGCCAAGGCCUUCCCCCUCAUGGCCGACCUCAGCGAGGUCCACGGUGGUGGCCCCUGGGGUGCCGGCACCUUUGCCGGCGCCGACGGCUCCCGCCAGCCCAGCGAGAGGGAGCUCGAGAUUGCCCGCAUCCAGGGCCAGUCCUUCUACGAGGUCGUCGCCAAGCACGUCGGUUGA